AUGAGCACCAUGGCGAUGUCGGCGCUGAACCCGGACGCGCCCAUGUUCAUCCCGGCGGCGUUCAAGAAGGUGGAGGACUACUCGCCCGAGUGGUGGGAGCUGGUCAAAACCACCGCCUGGUUCCGCGACCACUGGUUCCGCCAGCACCAGCUCUACGAGGACCUCGCCGACGACGUCGACGACGUCGCCGCCCUCCUCCCCGACGACUCCGUCGACCUCCUCGACGCCGACGACCUCUUCUACUCCCCGCCGUCGCCCCAGCCCCAGCCCGACUUCUACCACUACAAACCAGCAGGUACGGUUCGGUACACCUCUCACCGUCUCCUCCUCGCCAGAGCAGCAGAGCAGCGGGAAGCUAACCGGGAUCGCUCUGAAUUUGCAGGGUUCGGCGGCGACAUGGACGCGGUGCUGAAGACGCUGAGCCUGAACUCGCCGAGGGGCGGUGGCCCGGCACCAGCCUGGGCGCCGAUGAGGCACGCCGAGAAGCCGGCGCAGCACGUCAGCCCCAGGGCCGGCGGCGGCGCCCGCCGCGCCAUCCACCAGCCUCGCUAG
Molecule: messenger RNA, 552 nt
Organism: Triticum turgidum subsp. durum (durum wheat)
Lineage: Eukaryota; Viridiplantae; Streptophyta; Magnoliopsida; Poales; Poaceae
Source: the annotation of a GenBank genome assembly